Pseudophryne corroboree (corroboree frog) is the source of this 1642-nucleotide messenger RNA. RefSeq names its product TATA-box binding protein associated factor, RNA polymerase I subunit D (gene TAF1D). Gene Ontology annotation, cellular component: nucleus; RNA polymerase transcription factor SL1 complex; nucleoplasm. NCBI's taxonomy places the organism in Eukaryota, Metazoa, Chordata, Amphibia, Anura, Myobatrachidae. Gene Ontology annotation, biological process: regulation of DNA-templated transcription. The record is from RefSeq and is a predicted model, not a curated record. The transcript is spliced from 6 exons. The coding region runs from base 256 to 1092 and encodes 278 amino acids.
CUUUCUCAGUCUUGUGACCAGGAAGGGCUCAGUGCGCAUGUGCAGAUCCGCACGCUGUGCUGGUGGUAUGGUGAAUGCUUUUUCUGUUUGGGCUGAACAUAGGGUUGAUUCUAUGAUCUAGCUUCAACCCUGAACUUAGUAUCUCUGAUGCCACGCAUGUCAUUCUACUCACUGUGGUACGGCGGGUGUGCGUUGCUCCUCUAGGCUAAUGUUUGCAAUGAAGAAUAAAGGAGAGGCUCUUCUGUAGCGUUGCAAAUGGCCGAUUCUGAUACAGAAUAUGAACACAGAGAGAGCACCAGUGUUGGGUUCCCACAAAGCCAAGAGCUUUUCAGUGAUCCAGAAUAUGACACCGAAAGGAACAUUGCCAGCAGUGCACAUGAAACUGAUGAGAGUUUGUUCCAGGCUAAGGCAAUAUGCAAACCUACAAGAAGUAAAAGAAUACGGGGAGGAGUAAAGCCAAAUGCCCAACCUGCAUUGAAUUCUACUUCCAGUGACUCUUCAGACUAUACGUUACCACCCAAAAAGCUUACUGUAAAAGAGAUUGUACAAAACCACUUUAGAAAGAAGAAAAGAGGGAAACAUAAAAGUGGGCCUUCGGGCAAAAGGAAAAAGCAAGUCAAUAAAAGAAAAGCCAAAUCUAUCAUUUUUUUAAAACAGAGGAGAAAGCGGACCUGGCUGCAUAGAGGGAUUCGUUUUCCUUUUACCUCCUGGAAAUAUUUGCCCUUUUCUUUGUAUUUUCCAUAUGAGCAAUUUGUCUUUGGUGGUUUUUUGAACUACAUCAAAAAUCUUAAAUUUGAGCGCCAUUUGCAAAAUUCUCUGAAGAACAUGGUUUUGAAUAAAGAGCUGGAUAACAGAGACAUUGAAAUGCGUAAAUAUUCAUAUCUGGAUGAUGAUGGACCCAUUUCACCUAUCUCUGAGUCUGGAGAAAAUGUUAAUUAUGAUGAAGAUGAGCCAGAGGACUGUGAUGUAAAAAUCGUGGAAAACCACUCCUUUAUUUUGGAAAGUGAAGUGCCCGAGAAGAAAGAUUGGAAAAUAAAGAAAAAGCUGAAGAAUAAAGUGGGGACAAAUGAUAAAAAUUGCAAGAGACAUUGAAUUUGAGAAUGGACGCUAAAUGGCAUAAUAGCAAUUGGGUUGUGUUCUAGAUGCUCAUUUAGGGUCAGAGUUGUACAUUUGCAGUUAAAUUUGAGGCGUGGAUUGCAUCUGUAUACAUUGCAAAAAACUUCACCCUGUCCCUCCCGUAUCUCACCUCUGGCAUCUUUUCACCAUUGGUAUAUUGUUAUGAGCAGCACCAUCUUGCUUCUGUUAGGGGGAAGGAAGAUUCUUCCAAACAUCUUCCAAGUAUGCACUGUGCCCUGCAGUGCUUUGUGCACUUGUUAGACAUCCAAGACUGGACUAAAGACUGUGUGACAUAAUUUUGUAAAAGUAAGAGCUAUACAGUGAAUGUUGUAUUGUUGUGCCAUGUAACCGUUAUUUAAAUUUCUUGUGGUUUGGCAUUCUGACCCUUUGUGAUUGCAUAGGUGCAUGAAGCAAUGGAUUGAUGUGCCAGAGAGUUACUGAAAGCCCUCCAAACUGUAACCUCCAGAACAGGAAUAGAUGUGUUUCCCACUUACCUGUUAAGAGAAAUAAAAUCUUUAAGAAACCA